CGAGUCCUCUUGGCAGCCACAACGGUCAGCGCCCAGUUCAAGCGAAAUGCCGUACUUAUUUUGGCUUGCCAAUUUAAUACUGACAGCAUACAUGUCUAGUAUAGGUGUACAGUCUUACAGAGAUAAGUCUUGAAUCGCAUUUGUAAAGCGAAAGACAACAUACAUGACGGAUAUUUGGUGCUACUAAUGUGCUUUCGCGCCAAACGUGUGUGUUUUGAAAAGUGAACGUAGCAGACAGUGCGUGAAUAAAGUUUAUUGAAGUGAAUUGUUUGUUAAUUAUUCAUAAUGGAUUCGUGGGGUAUUCUUAACGUGGAUACAGCAGCAGCUGCAAUUUCAAGGGAUGACAUGCAAUCCAGUUUUCGUCGGAAGCAAGUUAUGACAAUAGAAAAGCUUCCCGAUAAAGUAUUAUUGAACAUAUUCUCAUAUUUAACACAUAGAGAAAUAUGUCGGAUGGCAACAGUAUGCAAACGUUGGCGAAUGGUAGCAUACGAUACAAAACUAUGGACUCAUGUCAGUUUACGGCCAGAAAUAUCUGGUCUACAUGUCGGUUCCUUGGAGUCCCUUUUGGCGCUAAUUUCCAUAAGGUUCGGGCCAUCUCUACGAUACAUAGAGUUACCGAUUGAGUUGAUCACGCACAAUGUACUGCACGAGUUAGCUGCUAAAUGCCCCAACUUGACACACAUGCUGCUGGACUUUAGUACUGCCAUGCAACUGCACGACUUCUCAGAGAUGCAGGCGUUCCCUACCAAGCUGCGGUACCUCUGCAUCUGUCUUUCCGAGGUCAUCUUCAUGGAGGGCUUCAUGAGGAAGAUAUACAACUUCAUCAACGGCCUGGAGAUAUUACACCUUAUUGGAACCUACGAAAAGGUAGAAGAGGAGGAGGAAGAAAUCUAUGAAGUGAUAAACGUGCACAAGCUGAAGUCCGCAACGCCGAAUCUGCGCGUCAUCAACCUAUACGGGAUCAACUUCGUGGAUGAUUCGCAUAUUGACGCGUUCAGCUCUAACUGUAUCCAGUUGGAGUGCCUGGCGGUGAACUACUGCAACAAGGUGACGGGCUCUACCAUGAAGACGCUCUUCCAGCGCUCGCGCCGCCUCACCUGCCUUCUCAUGAACGGAUGCAGCCUCCAAUCCGAGUAUGUGAUGCAAGUGGAGUGGGAGAAGUCCUCCAUCCAGGAGCUGGAUAUCACAGCCACGGAUCUGUCCACGGAGUGUCUCGUCGACAUGCUCACCAGGAUCCCGAAUCUACGCUUCCUGAGCGCGGGACAGAUUAACGGAUUCAAUGAUUCCGUGCUGAAGGCCUGGCUGGAAGCUGGCACUGCGAGGAACCUCGUAGCCCUGGACGUGGACUCCUCCGACAGCCUGACGGACGAAGCGCUCCACCGCUUCCUCUCAAGACACGGCAGCCAACUGUGGGGGCUGGUGCUGAGCGGGAUGCCGCAUAUCACCGACCAGCUCUGGCAAAGCGUUAUGCAGCUGCUCACCAACACCAAAAUCCUCAUCAUGGGCACACAGGAGCGCCUAGGUGUGAAUAUCCAUGUUGAUCAGCUGAUGGACGGCAUCGCGAACAGCUGCCCCAACCUGGAGCGGCUGGAACUACGUUGGGACCCUGAGAACCUGCGCUUCAGCGAUAAGAGCCAGAAGGCAAUCGAUAUUUUGCGCGUCAAGUGCCUCAAGCUGAAAUGCCUUGUGCUCAGCGACGGGCGCUACUACGAGAUUGUCAAAGCGAACUUCGAGCGUGCCGACCGAACCACUGUAGUGCGGACUUCCACCAACUGCCGCGUGUCGAACUACUAUCUCCUCUCUAAUUAUAAGGAGCUUAUAUUCAAUUAAACUCCGUGGAACACCUUG
Ostrinia nubilalis (European corn borer) is the source of this 1848-nucleotide messenger RNA. RefSeq names its product F-box/LRR-repeat protein 2 (gene FipoQ). NCBI's taxonomy places the organism in Eukaryota, Metazoa, Arthropoda, Insecta, Lepidoptera, Crambidae. Gene Ontology annotation, biological process: positive regulation of protein ubiquitination. The record is from RefSeq and is a predicted model, not a curated record. The coding region runs from base 286 to 1830 and encodes 514 amino acids. The transcript has 11 exons. Gene Ontology annotation, molecular function: protein binding.